UUUUCUCUGUUCUUAGAGUUAUUUCUUCACAAUGAGGCUAAUUAGCACAACUUCUGCAGUUGCUACUUUGCUGUUUCUUGUAGUAAUUCUACCUAGUAUUCAACUGACAGAGGCACAAAUUGGCGUAUGUAACGGGAGACUAGGCAACAACUUACCUUCCGAGGAAGAUGUUGUAAGCUUGUACAAGUCGAGGGGAAUAACGAGGAUGAGAAUCUAUGACCCUAACCAACGGACCCUCCAAGCGGUUAGAGGAUCGAAUAUAGGGCUAAUCGUCGAUGUCCCUAAGCGUGACCUAAGGUCACUCGGCUCCGAUGCUGGGGCUGCGUCUCGUUGGGUCCAAAACAAUGUAGUCCCUUACGCGUCUAAUAUUCGAUACAUAGCAGUUGGUAAUGAAAUAAUGCCUAAUGAUGCCGAGGCAGGGUCAAUUGUCCCGGCCAUGCAAAAUGUCCAAAAUGCCCUUCGAUCAGCUAAUUUAGCUGGUAGAAUUAAAGUCUCUACCGCGAUAAAAAGUGACCUCGUUGCUAACUUCCCACCCUCUAAAGGUGUUUUUACUUCUUCAUCAUACAUGAAUCCAAUUGUUAACUUCCUUAAAAAUAACAAUUCACCUUUGUUAGCCAACAUUUACCCUUACUUUUCUUUCAUUGGCACCCCAAGUAUGCGUCUAGAUUAUGCACUCUUUACUUCACCUAAUGCCCAAGUUAAUGAUAAUGGUUUACAAUACCAAAAUGUCUUUGAUGCUUUAGUAGACACUGUGUAUGCGGCCUUAGCGAAGGCCGGUGCCCCCAAUGUGCCGAUUGUUGUGUCCGAGAGUGGGUGGCCUUCGGCUGGUGGUAAUGCUGCUAGUUUUUCUAACGCGGGGACUUAUUACAAGGGCUUAAUUGGUCAUGUAAAGCAAGGAACUCCCCUGAAGAAAGGACAAGCAAUUGAGGCAUAUUUGUUUGCUAUGUUUGAUGAGAACCAAAAGGGUGGAGGUAUUGAGAACAAUUUUGGACUGUUUACUCCCAAUAAACAGCCAAAAUACCAACUCAAUUUCAAUAAUUGAAAGUAGUUUAAUUGCCUAGUAUAUAUAUAUAUAUGCUAAUAUGUUGUAUGUAGUUAUGUCAUCUACAUAUAUAAUAAGUGAAAUCAAACACCCGAUCAUAGACUAAAAUUGUAAUAAAAGAUCCUCCUGUUGUAAUAUUAUCCUAGCUGCAAUAAUAUUUACUCUUAUAUAGAGAUCUUGUGAAAAAA
This is a messenger RNA of Beta vulgaris subsp. vulgaris (sugar beet), 1230 nucleotides long. Its product is annotated as glucan endo-1,3-beta-glucosidase-like. Lineage: Eukaryota; Viridiplantae; Streptophyta; Magnoliopsida; Caryophyllales; Amaranthaceae. Gene Ontology annotation, molecular function: hydrolase activity, hydrolyzing O-glycosyl compounds. Gene Ontology annotation, cellular component: plasma membrane. The record is from RefSeq and is marked provisional. Gene Ontology annotation, biological process: carbohydrate metabolic process.